CAGCUUGCAUGCCUGCUCAUUUUGUCAUCAGGUCAGUUGAUACUGAAAUUGUUUGCCCUGCUGUUGUUUUGCUUGAUUUUGUUUUGUUUUGUUUUGUUUUGUUAUGUUUUGUUUUUGGGGGGCACAACCAAACAUGUUUCGGAGCCUGCUCUUCGCCAUCCUGUGGGGAUUAGCAGAGGCCGACAUCAGUCCAGCUCUGAAUGCACACUGGGAACUGUGGAAGGAGGCUCACAAUAAAGUUUACAAACAUGAGGUGGAAGAGUCUGGUCGCAGGCGUAUCUGGGAAGAGAACUUGCAGAUGAUCAGCGUCCACAACCUGGAGGCCACCCUGGGCAUGCACACCUACGAGCUGGCUAUGAAUCACUUGGGAGAUAUGACCAACGAGGAAGUUAUGGGGACGCUCAUGGGUACGGUGGUCCCUGCUGACCUGGAAAGGAUACAACUGAGUUUUAACUGGGAGUCAACCACACCUCAGUCUCUAGACUGGAGAAAAGGCGGCCUGGUCACUGAAGUCAAAACACAGGGUUCUUGCGGUUCCUGCUGGGCCUUCAGUGCGGUGGGUGCUUUGGAGGGUCAGCUGAAGAAAAGAACCGGUAAACUAGUUUCACUGAGCCCUCAAAACCUGGUGGACUGCUCCAUGGACUUUGGCAACCACGGUUGCCAUGGUGGGUUUAUGACUCACGCUUUCCAGUACGUUGACAAGAACCGCGGCAUUGACUCCGACCAGGCGUACCCCUAUAAAGCCAAGCGUGGCAUCUGCACAUACAAACCUCAAGAUCGCGCAGCCAACUGCUCAGGUUACUCAUUCGUGGCCAAAGGUGACGAAGAAGCCCUCAAGGUUGCCCUCGCCAACGUCGGCCCAAUUUCGGUGGCCAUUGAUGCUUCGCACUCUAAAUUUGUGUUCUAUCGCCACGGGGUGUAUGAGGACUUGGCCUGCACACACAAAGUGAACCAUGGUGUGCUAGCUGUGGGCUACGGGACAGAAAAAGGAAGAGACUACUGGUUGAUCAAGAACAGUUGGGGUGUCAAAUAUGGCGACAAAGGCUACAUCAAGAUGGCGCGCAACAGAUUCAACCAGUGCGGUGUUGCGCUCCAUGCAGUCUUCCCGGUCAUGUGAUUGUCAAUGUGUAAUGCCUUCAAAGGAAUUGAGAUUGUUUUAAGAAUGUCUAAAAUAAAGUGCCUUUAAAUGUCA
Messenger RNA from Corythoichthys intestinalis (scribbled pipefish), 1192 nucleotides. RefSeq names its product cathepsin K-like. Gene Ontology annotation, cellular component: lysosome. The record is from RefSeq and is a predicted model, not a curated record. Bases 104 to 1117 code for a protein of 337 amino acids. Gene Ontology annotation, biological process: immune response; positive regulation of apoptotic signaling pathway; positive regulation of peptidase activity. NCBI's taxonomy places the organism in Eukaryota, Metazoa, Chordata, Actinopteri, Syngnathiformes, Syngnathidae. The transcript is spliced from 7 exons. Gene Ontology annotation, molecular function: cysteine-type endopeptidase activator activity involved in apoptotic process; cysteine-type endopeptidase activity.